UUCUUUUUAUCAAUAACUCACUGUCUCCUCCCCCCACCAAAAACAAUCCAUCUUUUUUUAUUUUCCUGUGCUAUAUGUUUGUAGGCAUUUCUCUACUUGAAUACUUCUUGUUGCUGUUUAUUAUGUUUCGCAAAUGAGGAGUAAAGAUUACAACGAGACACCUUUAUGAGAAUAAAUUAUUUUAGAACUCACUUGAAGUUUAAUUAUCCAGACACUAGGAUCAUUCUUAAAAUAUAUAGGACAUCAGUCUAAUUGUUCAAUAAAAAUGAACAGCACAAAACUGCAUACAUUAGUUAACUCUUCAUCUUUCUCCCAUUAUUAAUUUGGUAUUGUGCUACACAAGUGCAUAAACACUAAACAGCAUAAAAAUAACAAAGCCUGAGAAGUGAAAAAUAUAAAUGAUUCAUUAUUUCUUUCAAAAGAAACAAAAAAUUGUGUUUUGAAACAUAAAACCAUUUACAGGAUUCUGCAUUACAGCCCAUAUAUUAGGGGUUUUAGUGAUAAAAGCUAAGCUUCAAGGAGAGUGGUCAGAGGAUAAAAUUGCUUUCCUCCAAGCAUGCUGAGAUGAAAGGGAAAACCAUGGUGGUUAUAAUGCAAAAAAAUUUCUCAGCAAAUAAAAAAAAUAUAAACUGCCUUAUUGCAACUGUGUGGAAUGAACACAAAUGACACACUCAAUGAUCCAAAAGGAAUUUCUUUGUAUCUUAAUGGAUUGAUAUGGCCUCUAUUAAGAUCUUGUGCUGUAUUUACCAAUAAUAAUUAAUAAGACAGUGUUCUGUUCUAGAUCCUUUUUGGAUACACAAUAUUCUUUUCGUCUUGCCAAAUUGAAGCUAAAGCUGCGAUCCAGCAUCAUGACUUUAAUAUAUGACAAGGUAUGCAGCUUUUCUCAUUCUCAAUAAUUCCAAAAUUAUAGAUUGUAAAAUCAAUUAGAUCCCUUUGCAUGUGUGUGUGUGUGUUUUUCCGAUCCUAAACUCGGAAAAACAAGGAAGGUUAUGACUUUAAUAUAUGACAAGGUAUGCAGCUUUUCUCAUUCUCAAUAAUUCCAAAAUUAUAGAUUGUAAAAUCAAUUAGAUCCCUUUGCAUGUGUGUGUGUGUUUUUCCGAUCCUAAACUCAGAAAAACAAGGAAGGUUGUGUUAGGCCUGCAAUAGCCCAUGUAAAAUUUUGUUACAUCCCUAUGCAUGAUCAUGACACAAUAAUGUCUUUGGAUCCAUUAGGGUUGUGUUAGGUUUGCGAUAGUCAACGUAAAAUUUUGUUGCAUCUCAAUGCAUGACCACGCCGCAAUGACUCGUUAGAUUCAUGUAGCCAGCCCUACCUAGUGGGAAAAGACUUUUUUCAGUUUCAGUUUCUUACACUAAUGUUAUUAUUGGUUUGCACAUUCCAUGAUUUCGCUGAUGAUCAUGAUUUUCUAGUACUAAUAUAUAUAUAUUUCAUGUGUUUCAAGUGUCUACGUGUGAACCUAGCAGAGCGUUCAAAAUUCACAAAUGGAGAAAUUCAGACAUUUAUGUCAGUAGAUGCUGACAGAACUGUCAACCUGUGUAAUAGUUUCCAUGAUACAUGGAGCUUGCCUUUACAAAUUGGAGUGGCACUUUAUCUUUUAUAUACUCAAGUCAAAUUUGCUUUUGUAUCUGGAUUAGCUAUAACCAUUUUACUGAUACCAGUGAAUAAAUGGAUAUCACAAUUAAUUGCAAUUGCCACUGAACAAAUGAUGAAGGAGAAGGAUGAAAGGAUUCGUAGAACAGGAGAACUUUUGACCUAUAUUCGCACUUUGAAGAUGUAUGGAUGGGAACUUAUUUUUUCUAGUUGGUUGAUGGAGACAAGAUCUUUGGAAGUGAAACACCUAGCUACUCGGAAGUACUUGGAUGCAUGGUGUGUAUUCUUUUGGGCUACCACACCAACACUCUUUUCUAUUUUCACAUUUGGACUCUUCACACUGAUGGGAAAUCAACUUGAUGCCGCAAUGGUUUUCACUUGUCUUGCUUUGUUUAACACACUGAUAUCGCCAUUGAAUUCAUUUCCAUGGGUGAUUAAUGGAUUGAUUGAUGCCUUUAUAUCCUCUAGAAGGUUGAGUAGAUUUCUUUCUUGUCCUGAGCAUAGAUCCAAUGUGGGAGACACCGGUUCCAGUUCAUCAUCUUUCUUGAGUAAACAACCUGAUUCUUCACAAAGAUUGGCUAUCAUUGUCCAAGAUGUAUCUUGUACCUGGUCAAGCAGUGAUGAACCACCAUUAAAUAUGGUGUUGAAUCAUGUGACUCUAAGCCUGUCCAAGGGUUCCUUUGUUGCUAUUAUUGGAGAGGUUGGUUCUGGUAAAUCUUCCUUGUUAUAUUCAGUUCUUGGAGAAGCGCAACUUGCUCAUGGAUAUAUUUACUGUGAUGGAUCCGUGGCAUAUGUACCACAGGUCCCCUGGAUUUUAUCUGGUACUGUACGUGACAACAUACUAUUUGGGAAAAGCUAUGAUCCCGUAAGGUAUAGAGAUACACUACAGGCAUGUGCAUUAGAUGUUGAUAUUGAAUUGAUGGUUGGACAUGACAUGGUGUAUAUUGGAGAGAAGGGACUAAAUUUAUCUGGUGGACAGAGAGCUCGACUUGCUUUGGCGAGCAGGGCAGUGUAUGAUGGCUCAGAUGUUAUUAUGCUUGAUGAUGUUCUGAGUGCAGUUGAUGCACAAGUUGCUCACUGGAUUUUACACAAUGCCAUUCUUGGCCCUCUUAUGCAAGGAAAAACUAUAUUGCUCUGUACUCACAAUGUGCAGGCAAUAUCUUUAGCUGACGUGGUUGUUGUAAUGGACAAGGGGCAUGUAAAAUGGUUGGGAAGUUCAGCUGCCUUUCCAAUUUCUUCAUACACAAGAUUCUCCCCAUCGAAUGAUCUUGAUUUAACUUCAAAAAAUCACAGAGAAUCUUGCAGCUCAGAUUCUUCAUCCAAACCUAAGGAGCAAUCUCUUCCUGAAAAAGAAAUUGUGCAUUCUCCGGAGAUAGCAGAGGAGAUAGUUGAAGUUGAGUUAAGGAAAGAGGGAAAAGUUGAAAUUGGAGUGUAUAAGAACUAUGCUGUCUUCAUUGGUCAGUUUGUUACAGUUGCUAUAUGCCUGUCAGCUAUCUUCAUGCAAGCAUCUCGGAAUGGAAAUGAUUUAUGGCUAUCAUAUUGGGUUGAUACAACAGAAACUGGUCAAACAGCGCACUCUGUGUCCUUCUAUCUGGCUAUACUAUGUCUAUUUUGUGCUGUGAAUUCUUUUUUCACAUUGGUGAGGGCAUUCUCUUUUGCGUUUGGUGGAUUACAAGCAGCAAUUAAGGUACACAAUAGACUGCUUAGCAAGCUUAUCAAUGCACCUGUGCGAUUCUUUGAUCAGACCCCGGGUGGAAGAAUACUGAACAGAUUAUCUUCAGAUCUUUAUACAAUUGAUGAUUCUCUUCCAUUCAUUAUGAACAUUCUCCUGGCUAAUUUUAUAGGCCUGUUGGGCAUUGCAAUCAUUUUGUCAUAUGUACAGGUCUUCUUCCUAGUCCUCCUAUUGCCAUUGUGGUAUAUCUACAGUAAACUACAGUUCUUCUACAGAUCCACAUCAAGAGAAUUACGCCGAUUGGACAGUGUUUCUCGUUCUCCAAUAUAUACAUCUUUCUCAGAAACACUUGAUGGAACUUCAACUAUAAGGGCUUUCAAAUCCGAGGACUUUUUCUUUGCCAAAUUUAUUGAACACAUCACAUUGUAUCAAAAGACUUCAUACACAGAGACCGUAGCAAGUUUAUGGCUUUCCUUGCGUCUUCAGUUAUUAGGUGCAUUUAUCAUCUCAUUCAUAGCUUUGAUGGCUGUUGUUGGAUCUCAUAGAAGUCUGCCUAUCAACUUUGGUACCCCAGGGCUGGUAGGAUUGGCCCUCUCAUAUGCAGCUCCUAUCGUAUCCUUGUUGGGGAGUUUUUUAACAAGUUUCACUGAAACAGAAAAGGAGAUGGUUUCAGUUGAAAGAGCACUUCAAUACAUGGACAUUCCUCAAGAAGAACAAGGUGGAUGCUUAAAUGUGAAUCCAGAUUGGCCUAACCUAGGAGUUAUUGAAUUCCAGAAUGUCACUUUGAAAUAUAUGCCAUCUUUGGCACCUGCAAUCUGCAAUCUUAGUUUUACUAUUGCUGGAGGGACACAGGUUGGAAUAAUUGGAAGAACAGGUGCUGGAAAGUCUAGUGUGUUAAAUGCCCUUUUCCGCCUGACCCCAAUAUAUUCAGGCUCCAUUUUAGUUGAUGGCAUGGACAUUAAAAAUGUUCCUGUCAGAGAACUGCGUACACAUUUGGCUAUUGUGCCUCAGAGUCCGUUCUUGUUCAAUGGAUCAUUAAGGGAGAACCUAGAUCCAUUUAAGAUGAGUGACGACUUAAAAAUUUGGGAUGCUUUGGAGAAGUGCCAUGUGAAAGAGGAAGUAGAAGAAGCUGGAGGGCUGGAUAUUCUUGUAAAGGAAGGAGGUAUAUCGUUUUCCGUUGGCCAGAGGCAGCUUCUUUGCCUUGCACGUGCGCUUCUUAAAUCUUCAAAAGUUCUCUGUUUGGAUGAAUGCACUGCCAAUGUGGACAUUCAAACUGCUUCGCUGCUCCACACCACCAUAUCCAGCAAGUGCAAAGGCAUGACAGUGAUCACAAUUGCUCACAGGAUUUCAACUGUCUUAAAUAUGGAUAGCAUUCUAAUUUUAGACCAUGGCAACCUGGCUGAACAAGGAAAUCCAAAGGUUCUUCUGAAUGAUGAGUCCUCAUUAUUUUCCAGUUUUGUUAAAGCUUCAUCAAUGUAACUGACCAUCAAAGGUGGCCACUAACACUAGUUGAUUAGAUCAAACAACUUCAACUAUGGUUUUGACGUUGGUCUCCAGUAUGCGAAUGCGUUGCUGUUGAGGCCAUUAUUUAACAUCACAAAUCAUCAGUAGUGUGUGCUAGAAACUAAUCUCUGCCGUGAUGGUGUUUCGGCUGUUGUCUUUGUUGGUCAAUUUCCUGUUGAACAUCAGAACUGAGGUUGCCUGUAUCUUAAUGAACUCUGAUGCAAGACCAUAGAUCAUUGCUAAUCCUAUGAAAGUUCUGUCUGGAUCAGUUUAAGCUCCAACAGAAAGCAAGAAAAAGAAGCAAAAGGAUGAAGAUACUCAGCUACCAGCUACGCUGCAGUUGAAUCAUAGCUUUGGGUGGGCGCCCCUUAAAAGAUUCUGGUUAGGGGACCUCUCCAAUGGUUAUUGUGUUGCUUAAAUUCUGUAUUAGAACUUUAAAAUGUAAAAACAGUUUUUGACAGUUACAAUAAGAUCAAUACAAGGUGCUCACGUACUCUUGUAAAGUUUUAGCAGUUA
Messenger RNA from Arachis duranensis, 5279 nucleotides. Its product is annotated as ABC transporter C family member 13. NCBI's taxonomy places the organism in Eukaryota, Viridiplantae, Streptophyta, Magnoliopsida, Fabales, Fabaceae. Gene Ontology annotation, molecular function: ATP hydrolysis activity; ATP binding; ABC-type transporter activity. Gene Ontology annotation, cellular component: membrane. The record is from RefSeq and is a predicted model, not a curated record. Gene Ontology annotation, biological process: transmembrane transport. The transcript is spliced from 25 exons. Bases 1353 to 4739 code for a protein of 1128 amino acids.